GAUGCUGGGAGAUUAUGCUGUAGAUUAAGGUUUUACUGAAUCCUGAAAUGAGUGCAAAUUCCCAGAAGCUCUAACAUGUGGCCAAAUCUCUUCUGGAUGCUCGGCUGGAUGGGGGAAGAGGCAUUUCCUACCCCGUCCUCCCCAUGUGCAGGAAAGACGAGACCAAAUAUUCACCCCAGCUUGUCUGCUGAGAGCCUCCAGGUCAGCCAUGAACGCCUCCGCGCCCGGAGAGCCCGAGCCCCAGGAGGCGGCCGCCUUCACUCCCAUCUCCGUCGUCAGGAGCGUGACGAAGAAAUCCGACGCCCUGCCCAUGAUCUCGGUGAUCGUCGUCAUCUUUGUCCUCCUGGCUGUCUUCAUCAUCAUUGUGGUGCACUACGGCCCCCACCUCCGCACCAUCCAAAUCACCCUCUACCAUGAGCCCAUGCCGCAGGACCUGGACGAUGGGGUGCACCUCACAGACUGGAAGAAGCUGGGCUCCCAGAAGAAGCUGGCUGCCCCGUCCUGCCAGCGGGAGCCGGCCGGCGCGGAUGCGGCUGGCGUGAGCUGCCAGUGCUCCUGCAAGCACCACCUUCCCUGUGGCAGCGCUGAGCCCAAUGUCAUCGAGAUCACGUACCUGUGACAAGGCUGUGGGCCACCUGGGCAGGACUCAAGCGACCACGUCCCACCUGAAAAACAGUGACUGGGUUGUUAGCUUAGCCCAGACUCACCAGUUUCCAGGCGGGGAGGUUGUAGCUCCCCAGGGUUGUGUCUCUCCCCAGGUAGGCUCAGCUGGGAGGUUGGGUGUCACUGAAGGGACCCAUAAUCAGCCCCCAAAAGUCCAACCCGGGGGGUUCCACUGUCCCCAGGCAAGAGCUGGGUCCCCAGCCCAGGCUCUGGGGCUGGGUCAGCCUACGUGGAACAGCAUUAGCAUCUCUUCUGGGUUUUUUUUUGCCCUGGUUUUACCUGUCCCACACUGUCUGGGAGCGCCCAGGAGAGUUGUCUUGGUCCUUGCCUCAGCUGGGGAGCUCUGGGCAGACGCUUGGCCCUUUGGCAGGAGCUGGAAGUCACAUCAUCUGGAAUUGCUUUCCAGAUUAAAGAUGUUUCCACAUGCACAGUUGUCCUCAUCGUGCCAUUUAUAUGGCACAGAAAAGCCUCCAGCCCCUCUUUUCUUCCAUGCCACAGCCCCUUUUCCUCCGUCGGAGGGCUGAAGCACUGUCCUCCCUCCUGCCAGCCUCGGCGGUGGGCUCAGCCCAUCAGGGCAAACAGCCAGAGGAGAGGAGGCAGCACCCGAACCCAUGCUGGCAUUUCAGCCAGCAGCAGAGGACAACGUGCCUGGUUCCCCAGUGGAGGUGGGUGGGAGAAGAGAGGUGACAUGGUGUCAGAGGCAGGAGAGGUGGUAAGAGCACGUCAGCCACCCCUUGCUGAACAUCUCGAGGUGUUGGCGAUGGUGGAGAAACCCGUGCAUCUCUGGGCAGAGCCUGCAGCAUCUCUCUGCAAAAGAGCAGGGAUGGGGAGACCUGAGGUCACCUUCACUCUGGCCAUCUUCAUUGUCACCCUCGCUGUCUGCUGUCCCACUACCAAGGGAAGCUCUGCUCGGGGACCUGGGGACUUGGGUGGUUUCAGCGUUGGAAGUAGCAGGGCAUGUCCCAGCUGAGGAGGGAAAGAUGAUGGGGUCAGUGUAGCCAGCCAUGGCAGGAUGGAUGUCUCUGACACCCUGGGCAGAAGCUCGCUGAGGUGGCACAGAGAAAGCAGACAGAGAGGUGAAACGUCCUGAGCCCCGUAAGGCUCCUGGUGGUAGCAGAAUGUGGUGACCUGCUCAGCCCUGGGAGGAUUCCUACUGCUGGAGGCACCGGGCUUCUCUUCGGACAAGAAAUUGGUCUCAGUUUCGCCUCCCUCGGUGGAAGUUGGACAUGGAAGCCCAUCUCCAGGGCGUGGGCUCGGAGGACAGCCCCAGGGCGCAGCCUGUGGGAUCACCCGCAAGGAUUUAUUCUGCUGAGUAGUCCCAGAAGUCAAAAUACAGCCUCUCCCCUCCCCAUGCCAGAAGAGAAAAGCCAGAUCUGUGUCCGUCCUAAGCUGCAUCCCUGGCACAGAUCCCUCUGUGCACUGCUGGACAAGAAACGGGGUCUUUUACCCAUUCCUCUGUGUGCUGGAGAUGUUUCUGGCAUGGUAGAGGCUCCAGCAUCCUUCCUCUCACUUGCUUGAAAACUAAGUAGUGGUUGGACU
Molecule: messenger RNA, 2202 nt
Organism: Egretta garzetta (little egret)
Lineage: Eukaryota; Metazoa; Chordata; Aves; Pelecaniformes; Ardeidae
Gene: SMIM33
Product: small integral membrane protein 33
Source: RefSeq, a predicted model, not a curated record